Messenger RNA from Cuscuta europaea, 1646 nucleotides. The record is from the annotation of a GenBank genome assembly. Lineage: Eukaryota; Viridiplantae; Streptophyta; Magnoliopsida; Solanales; Convolvulaceae.
AGCAUUUUCUAAUUUUGUUUCUCGUUUUAGCGGUUUUACACAUCUUUCUCUGUCCAGGUGCCUCCGCACCGUCGUUCCCUGAGGAGGCCUCUCUGCCGAUCUCUUUCUCAAAUUGUUAGCAAAAAUAAUUUUCUUUCUUACCCCUCAUCUUGGAUCUCUUGUUUCUCUUACUGCUUUGGCCAUGGCUUCCGAGGGUUUCAGCGACAAAAAUGCUAUUUUUCGGAAGCUUCGUGCAAAAGCCGAGAACAAAAUGUGUUUUGAUUGCAAUGCGAAAAACCCAACGUGGGCGUCCGUGACUUAUGGGAUCUUCCUGUGCAUCGAUUGCUCAGCUACUCAUAGGAGACUCGGAGUUCACAUCAGCUUUGUGAGAUCAACGAAUUUAGAUUCAUGGACCCCUGAGCAAUUGAAAACGAUGUACUUCGGUGGAAACAACCGUGCUCAUGUUUUUUUCAAGCAACAUGGAUGGGCGGCUGAUGGAGGCAAGAUUGAGGCCAAGUAUACCUCCAGGGCUGCUGAACUGUAUAAACAACUGCUCUCGAAGGAAGUUUCUAAAAGCAUGGCUGAUGAUGCGUCCUUCCCAUCCUCACCUGUUGCUUCUCCGAAAUCUCCUACUACUAAUGGAUUUUCUGAUUUUAAGACAAAUGAAGGAGGCAAUAAAGGAAGUGCUCUUGUUAAGAAUGAAACUCCGGAGGUUUCUGUCUCGCCUAAAGCUUCUCAUUCAGUUGUUUCUACAUCUUUCAAGAAACGUAUGGUUGCAAAGAGAACUGGGAAGACAGGUGGUUUGGGUGCUAGAAAGCUCACUAUGAAGACAAGUGAAAGUCUCUAUGAUCAAAAACCCGAAGAGCCACAAGUUCAGGCAUCCUCUGUCUCUGCAAGUAACACCCCUCUAGCUGGUUCGUCAUAUACUUCCCGAUUUGAGUACACCGACAAUUUGCAGCCUGCCGAGAUGAAUUCUGGAGGCCCUCGUGUUCUAAACCACAUUGCACCUCCAAAGGCGUCCAAUUUUUUUGCAGAGUAUGGGAUGGACAGUGGGUUCUCUAAGAAAACUACAUCGAAAUCCUCUAAAGUGCAGGUUGAGGAAACUGACGAAGCAAGGAAGAAGUUUUCUAAUGCAAAAUCUAUCUCUUCAGCACAAUUUUAUGGGGAUCAACAGAAAGCUGAUGCUGAAGCUUCGGCUUCCCUGCAGAAGUUCUCAGGUUCAAGCUCAAUCUCCAGUGCCGACCUCUUUGGUCAUGAUGAUGAUAGAUUGCCCAUCGACAUCACUGCAAGUGACCUCAUAAACCGUCUCUCUUUCCAGGCACAACAGGAUAUCUCCUCCCUUAAGAAUAUUGCUGGAGAAACUGGAAAGAAGCUUAGUUCCCUGGCUUCCAACUUGAUCUCAGAUCUCCAGGAUAGAAUUCUCUAAUUUUUCCAAAAAAAAAAAGAAAAGAAAAAACAUUUGCAUCAAAACAGAAGUGAUCGUCAACAUAUUUGACAAUGUUCUAUAUAGAAGGUGUAAGAAAGAAAGCGCGGUUGGAAUUCUUUUAUAUAUAUAUGUAUACUGUUAAGAGAUAAAUAAGAUUUGUUACUUUGAGACAAGAUUAAUUGCUUGUUUGUGUUUUGUAAUGUGAAAUGUGGAGUAUUUAUGGUGUUCGGUCUUCUAUUAA